ACGGACGGUCGAGAUCCUGAGUUGAUCUCGAACGUACGGUUGUGCCUGUUCCGGUGCAGUGUUCUUUUCAAUCGAAGCCAGUAUCGCAGCUCUGUUUCCUUCUCUAGUUUUGGAAUACCGAUUCAGGGUACCGAAGGAGAAGAAGAAGCCAUUGAAAUGGCGAGCUAUCUGUGGAGAAAAUAUGCAGAUUAUUUGUACACAAAGUGGGAGAAAACCUUCCUUUGGGACAUGGUUGAACCUUUCAGAAGACCCAAAUCCUUUCCUCCUUUGGUCACUCUUUAUGUUACUGCUUUCUACACUGGAGUCAUUGGUGCUGCCAUCACUGAACAACUCUACAAGGAAUUUCAGUUUUUGCAGUUUUCAUUUUCCGGCGUUGGUUGCAGUUGUUGGACUUUGGAUGCUUUCAAUUGA
Molecule: messenger RNA, 411 nt
Organism: Gastrolobium bilobum
Lineage: Eukaryota; Viridiplantae; Streptophyta; Magnoliopsida; Fabales; Fabaceae
Exons: 2
Coding region: 157-411 (84 amino acids)
Source: RefSeq, a predicted model, not a curated record